Columba livia (rock pigeon) is the source of this 6730-nucleotide messenger RNA. RefSeq names its product KIAA0319 like. Lineage: Eukaryota; Metazoa; Chordata; Aves; Columbiformes; Columbidae. The record is from RefSeq and is a predicted model, not a curated record. Gene Ontology annotation, molecular function: protein binding. The transcript is spliced from 21 exons. Gene Ontology annotation, cellular component: Golgi apparatus; cytoplasmic vesicle; membrane. Bases 270 to 3635 code for a protein of 1121 amino acids. Gene Ontology annotation, biological process: neuron migration.
AAGCCGGGACAGGCGGCUCCGCAGUCCCGGCGCUCACCGGACGGUGCCCGCUGAGGCGCUCCCGGUUCCGGGAGGCGGCGGUUCAGCUUCCGGGUGAGGGGUGAGCGGGCGCCCGCCGCCGCCAUGGCCGCGGGGCAGGAGGCUGCGCUGCCCCCCGGCCCGCCGCGCUGGAGGCCCGGCCCGGCCCCGCCGCCCGCCUGAGCCCGCUGAGGAGCCGCCGAGCUCGCCUCGCCAUGACCCCCUGAACCCUACUGCUGCUCACAAAGGCCAUGGAGAAGAGGUUGGAAGCCAAGUUCAGCAUUAGCGCCCGGUUCCUGUCGCGACACUGCCUGGGAAAGCCAGCAAGGGAGCCCAGAGGUCUGCAGCUGCUCUGCCUGUGCGCCUGCCUGUGUGCCUUGUGCUCCUCAGCAGAUGCAAACUGGAACAGAUCUAAAUGUGAGCCGGGGAAGAUCGUGUUUGGUGGCCAUUUGAGAUCGUGGGAAGAUCAUCAUUUACAGCUUCUGGAAGGAUUUCAUACCAUCUGGUCCUGUCAGAGCGCUUGCUGCCAGAGCCCCACCUGUGAUGCCUUUUGGUUCUUGGAAAAUCUGUGCAUCCAGGUGAACUGCACUGUGCGUGGCACGUGUCAGGCGAACAGGACUGACGCUUCUGACUCUGUUUUGGUAUUUUUAAAGAAAUCAAAAAGCAUGGAGCGCUCCUUAAAGUUUCAGACAGAAGGUGAUGUGAAGACCUGGUUUCACAAGCAGUUGGACCGGGACAUCCCUGCGCAGGGGAGAAAAAGACUGCGGAGGUCGUUGCAGACGUGGAGCUUCGCGGGGAAAAGGAUGGAAGUCCAGAGAGGGGCCAGAGCAGUGAGCCCUGGCACUGAGGCUGCGGCCAGAGCACCACACAGCAAAUCCAGAAGCAGCCGAAGCGAAGCAGAACGCUUGAAGGAUCAGGUACUGAGGCACUUAGUGGCAGACAAACCAGUUCCCAAAGGCCAUCCAAAUCAAGAGGACUCGCUGACAGAUGGACAGAACCCAAGAGAGCAGAAACCCAAAAGCCCCUUCCCUCCUAACAGCAAUAAUGUGAAUAGGUCGAGCGACGCAGACGGUGUUGGUUUGUCAUGGAUCUCCACAGGAACACCUGCGCCAGACCCGUCAGUGCUGGCUGCGUUCUCCAGCCCUGUGGCACAGGGUUUGGCAGCCGCGGGGGAGACCGAGAAGCCUGGGCAGCCGGAGGACGCUUUGCUCCAUCCUCACGCCUCGGACGUGUUGCCCACGGUCAGCCCCGUGCCAGGAAAAAGCACACCAAAGCUGCAGACAGCUACUUCAGUGCCAAGUGGUGUCCCCACAAACGGCAGCGUUUCUACAACCCAGACCAGCGCUGCCGUGUCACCGAGUGCGACGGCCACCACACCAGUUAUGAAGGAGCUGGUGGUUUCUGCUGGAGACAGCGUCCAAGUGACUCUGCCAAAGAAUGAAGUUCAGCUGAAUGCUUUUGUGCUUCCUGAACCGCCACCUCGAACCACUUAUUCCUAUGAGUGGGAAUUGAUUACUCAUCCAAAAGACUACAGUGGAGAAAUGGAAGGGAAGCACUCACAGACUCUUAAGUUAUCUAAGCUUACUGUUGGUCUGUAUGAAUUCAAAGUCAUCGUUGAUGGGGAAAACGCCCGUGGAGAGGGUUACGUGAAUGUAACAGUGAAUCCAAAGCCUCGGGUGAAUCAGCCUCCUGUUGCCGUUGUGUCCCCGCAGUUCCAGGAGAUUUCACUGCCAACCAUUUCCACGGUUAUUGAUGGCAGCCAAAGCACUGAUGAUGAUAAAAUUGUCAGCUAUCACUGGGAAGAGCUGAAGGGUCCUCUGCGGGAGGAAAAGGUCUCUAGCGACACUGCCAUACUGACGCUGACCAACCUGGUACCCGGGAAUUACACCUUCAGUCUAACAGUAGUGGACUCAGACGGUGCCAGCAACUCCACCACUGCAAACCUGACUGUGAACAAAGCCGUGGAUUAUCCUCCAGUGGCAAACGCGGGCCCAAACCAAGUGAUCACCCUGCCUCAGAACUCCAUCACCCUCUACGGGAAUCAGAGCACCGAUGAUCACAGCAUCGUCAGCUACGAGUGGCUGCUCAGCCCGAACAGCAAAGGGAAGGUGAUGGAGAUGCAGGGGGUGAGGACACCAGUCUUACAGCUCUCUGCGAUGCAAGAAGGUGAUUACACUUACCAGCUGAUAGUGACGGAUUCCGCUGGGCACCAAUCCACUGCAGAGGUCACGGUGAUAGUCCAGCCAGAGAACAAUAAGCCCCCAAAGGCGGAUGCUGGUCCAGAUAAAGAAUUAACUCUUCCUGUGGACAGCACCACUCUGGAUGGCAGCAAGAGCUCAGAUGACCAGAAGAUUGUCUCCUUUCUUUGGGAAAAAACACGGGGCCCCGAUGGCGUCAAGCUGGAGAACGCCAACAGCAGCAUUGCCACUGUAACCGGCCUCCAAGUUGGGACGUACGAGUUUACUCUGACCGUUAAAGACGAGAGGAACUUGCAGAGCCAAAGCUCCGUCAACGUCAUUGUCAAAGAAGAGAUAAACAAGCCGCCAGUUGCAAAGAUCGCUGGAAAUGUUGUCAUCACCUUGCCCACAAACACAGCUGAGCUGGAUGGAUCCAAGUCCUCUGACGAUAAGGGAAUUGUCAGCUACCUGUGGACCCGGGACGAGGGGAGCCCAGCCGCUGGGGAAGUCUUAAAUAAUUCAGACCAUCAUCCUGUCCUCCUCCUGUCCAAUCUGGUGGAAGGGACCUACACGUUCCACCUCAGAGUAACAGAUGCCAAAGGAGAGAGUGAUGUGGAAAGGACCACAGUGGAAGUAAAACCUGAUCCUAGGAAAAAUAACCUCGUGGAGAUAAUUCUGGAUGUUAAUGUGAGCCAGCUGACCGAGAGGCAGAAGGGUAUGUUCAUCCGACAGAUCGGGGUGCUGCUGGGGGUCCUCGACUCGGACAUUACCGUGCAGAAGAUCCAGCCGUACACUGAGCAAAGCACGAAGAUGGUGUUUUUUGUGCAGAAUCAGCCUCCACACCAGAUAUUCAAAGGACGAGAGGUGGCCUGGACGCUAAAAAAUGAACUACGGAAACAACAGUCAGACUUCCUCAUCUUCCGGGCAUUAGAAAUCAAUACAGUCACGUGUCAGCUGAACUGCUCCGAGCACGGGCGCUGUGACUCCUUCACCAAGCGCUGCGUCUGUGACCCUUUCUGGAUGGAGAACUUCAUCAGGGCGCAGAUGGGGGACGGCGAAAGCAACUGCGAGUGGAGCGUGCUGUAUGUGAUCAUCGCAUCUUUUCUCAUUGUGGUUGCCUUUGGCAUCCUGUCCUGGAUGGUGAUCUGCUGUUGUAAGAGACGAAAAGGAAAAUCCAAAAGAAAAAGCAAAUACAAGAUUUUGGAUGCAACGGAUCAAGAAAGCCUGGAGUUAAAACCAAAUCCCAAAGCAGGCGGCAGACAGAAAGCCCAGGUCCUCAACACCAGCCUGAUGCACUCGGAGUCUGAACUGGACAGCGAUGAAGCCAUCUUCACCUGGCCUGACCGUGAGAAAGGGAAACUGCUCCGCAGCCAGAACGGCUCCUUGCGCAACGGACAAGUGGCGCCCAAAGCCAAGAACCAGAGGGAGGAAAUCCUAUAGCUCCCUGGGGCGGCCGUCGCCGAGCUUGGCGGGAAAGGCCGCUCCUGUCCCCGUCCUACAGCGGCCUUGGCGGCCGGUUUGAUGAGGACAACGCUGCUAACUUGUUUCACAGAAAAUAACUUUGUUUUUGUGGGUUUCUUUUCAUUCAGUUAAAACUGGUUGUACUUGAAUUUGAACUUCAAGGGAAAUCAAAGGGAGGAGAAAGCAACUGUGAACUCCGGGCGAAGUGUCGGAAAAGGACAGAGCUGGCGUCUGGAGAGCGGCAGGACAGAACCACUUGGAGUGACCGUGACUGCAGGACCCUCCUGGCCCACUCGAACUGCACGAAACACACACCUGGGACUUCGGACUUCAGCUCCACGGCAGCUCCUUGGAGGAGGAAGGUUGAGGCUGCGCUUUGAGCUGUGCUCUGAGCUCCCUUCAGGCUCCUACAGCCUACCACGGGUUACUUCUGCUGUCCAACGGCUUCUUUUUCUCUUUUCCUCCCACCUUCCCUAAUGGUUUAAGCACUAUUUUAAUUUACACUUGCCCUUUCACAUGCACUUGGCUGCUUUUGGAGUGUAGAGGAGGGGGAAUCUAAACAUUAUGGUCACACUCCAUCAGCUCGCGGGGAAGAGGGGGGUUUGUAGCUGUUCAGAUUACCGGCAGGCCCUUCUCACUGGGAGCGUUGGUGACACGGUGGCAUUUGGGAUGUGAAAGGCUGUGGUGAUUGCCUGGGCUGGGGCACCCCUCUGCGCUGGGGGGACACCCGCCUGUGCCACCUGUGUCGAACAUCUGGCUGAAUUCCAAAGCUGUGACAUGUUCAGUGGCCCCAGCACCUUCUGUGGGUCGCCAAGCCGUCCGUGAGUCUGGACAUUAACCAUAUCUCAGUUAUGAAAUGCCAUAUACUGUGGUUUGUUUUUGUUUUGUUUUACCUGAAAAUUUGCACAAGCCAGGCAAACAGGGGUUGCUCUCCUGGGUCCCCAGCAACUGGCUGCUCCCUCUGCCCGGCAGCCUAGUGGCCUCACGCUACAAUUGAAGAGCCGCACGUGCUCCUGAUGCAGCGGGACGUGCACGCUUGGUGGAAAAGGGAACUCGGUAGCCGAGGCCGUUGCGUGGUGAGUGCCGGCGGCGCUGGCCGCGUGUCAGGGCUCUGGCAGGUGGGGGGUCCUUUCCCGUACCCCUCCGUUAUCUCACUGUGCUGCUUUCACGAGUGGCACCCCUGUCCUUGGGCAGGAAUCAGCCUCUUGCUGGCGUGAAGGAUGCCACUGCUCCUCUGGAUGGGUGGGUGGCUCAUUGCCUUUCUUUGUGUUUAAUUUAAAAACUGGAAACUUCUUUUGUUGGCUUUUUUGAGCUAUGAAAGCCAAAAAGGCUUUAACUUCCUUGGUUGUAUUUAUAUUGCUGCACUACUGAUUUGUGUUGAGCUAGAUGAAGAUUAAACACUAUUGAAUGGGAGGGAAUGUUCCCUCGCUGAAUGUAGUCAUGGCUGCUGCUAAGUUCAUUUUCCCGGCCAUUGUGUCGUCCUCGGGCACCAGCGCUGGAGCCUGCGGCUCUCCUGACCGUCAGCCUCGAGCCCUCCCGGCUCUGCCAGGCGCCGGACUUGCCUCCCACUUGUCACCGUCACGGCAGGGCCGCCCCACGGCUUGUCCGUGUGGCUCAGCGCCAGCGUCCCCUUCCCGCUGUCCUGCACCCGCUCUCCCGACGGCUCCUUCCCUCCCAGGACCACACACGGACGGGGCUGACACCGCGAUGCUCCCUGCGCCGUGACGUCUCAAAGGGACACGGCCCAGCGCCGGCUGCAGCCGCUGCUGUCAGCUGGGUGACGGCCGGACAUUUAACUCUUGGGUGACACCACUCUGAUGCGUUUUCCUUUAUUUGGAUGUAAGGUGAUGACAAAACGCAGUUUUGAAGGUGCAGGGAGGGAUCAGAUGUGGUGCCUGGACUGCACCUGGAAGCGAAUUGUACUGUUACAACAGAGACAUUGGAUUCUCUCUGAUUCUGGUCCUUGGGGCUUGUGCUUUUUGAGCCUCUUGUCCCUGCCCGUCUGGGGAAGUCCCCCUGCAGCCGGUGGGGGCUCGGCUGUGGGGCACUGGUUGCUGCAGGGAUCCGAGCCCCUCAGGAGAGGCAGAGGCUGCUUUCAAACAAGCCUGGCUUCUCGUUACGGAAGAGGGAAGAAUUAAAAUCCGUGCAGCUGUUACCGCCCACACCUUUGUUUAGCGGAGGUUCUUUUCCCAUCCUCGCGUCUGGCCGCGGUGCCACACGCCGGGGUUGGCGUGCGUUAGCGGGCAGCACCGCCCGCCCGGGAUGCGUUUUGCGGUGAGCUCUGGCAUUCCCUCCGCGCCGAGCCGCUUGGUCAGACAGCUUCCUCGCUCGUUAGUCAUUUGUCAGCGCUGAGCGCAGGUUUGUGACAGCGGGUUUGUGACAGCAGAGCGCAAGCUCCUGUUAGACUCCUGGCUCCCAUUAGCAUUCCCUGGCUGUGUCCUGCGCCUCGCUCCACAUUUAACCCUCGGUGCCACGCAGGGGAGCAGGGACCCACAGCAACGUGGGAGCAGGAGGGAGCCGAGGGGACCCCCCAGGCUGGGACAGGGACCCCCGGACCCGGGGGACAGGCGGACUGUCUGCUGUAGCGCACCGUGGGUGCACAGCUCUCCCAAGGUGUGUGCGCACAGAGCAAAGGCGGGAUGUUGAAGUCCCUCGCCACCCUCUCCUCCUCCCCAGAGGAGUCCCCAGUGUCACUGCUGCGGUGUCCCCGAGCACGGUGACCUUGCUGGGGAAGGUCUCUGCAUUGCUCUGCAUCGCGGUUGCACAAUUAGAGACGCUGGCUAUGGGAGGUUAAAAGCUGAGACAUCUGUUCCACGAACCAUCAGCUUCACUUGAUUUUGUUUUCUUUAACGUAUUCAAACACUGGUUAAGAUGUUUGGGGCAAAUGUUGCAAUCUAGUUUUAAAACAAUUCUUUAUUCUUUUCUUUAUUCUUCUGUGUAGCGGGGCUGCCCAACCUGUCUGAACUUUGGUUUAACAAUGUUUGUUGAUUGCGAUGUUACUUGGAUCAAGGCUAAAAGUAAUUUUUCUAAAUGAAAUGUUUCUUGCAAAUAAACAGGGAAGAUGUUUUGCUGCU